CAAAUAGAAUCAUUCAUCAACAUCAGGCAACUACUUGCUCUGGAUGUUGUUAACAAAAUUUUUAUUUACUUUUUACCGCCACCUAGUAUAGUCAUAGUGAAACUGUGGAAUGUGUAGUGCGAUGAACCAUGCAACCAGAAAUUCGUUCAACUAGUCACUGAAAGAUGGCACUGCCGUCUCCGUUACGGCAAAGAAAAUUAACUUGGAUCGUUGAAAUCGGCGAAUAUCCGCCAUACAGGACGGGGCCAUAUGAGGAACAUCUGAACUAUAGCAAAAACGAGAGGGAGGACGUACAAAAGAAAACGUUCGCAAAAUGGAUCAACUCACAACUAGCCAAAAAUGGAAAGCCACCAGUCGACGACCUGUUCCAAGAUCUGCGAGAUGGGGAGGUUUUACUUUCGCUCCUGGAGAUACUUACUGGACAACAAUUCAAACGCGAGCGCGGCCACAUGCGCGUGCACCACUUAAACAACGUGAACGCAGCGUUGCGUGCGCUUGCGGCGAGCGGCGUACGCCUCGUUAACAUUAGCAGCGGUGACAUAGUGGAUGCUAACCCUAAACUUAUACUAGGGCUAGUGUGGAGUAUAAUUCUUCAUUGGCAAGUGCACUACCACUUGAAGGAGCUGAUGUCUGAGCUGCAGCAGACGAACUUAGAGAAGACGCUGCUCUCCUGGUGCAGAAAUCAUACUGAGAGUUAUGCCGGCGUGAAUGUGACCAACUUUACAACUAGCUGGUCGGACGGGCUUGCUUUCAACGCGCUCCUACACCGCUGGAGGCCGCAUCUGUUCGACUUCGACACGCUCGUGGCAGAGAGCGAGACUAGACGACUCGAGCAUGCCUUCUCGCUCGCGCACACACACCUCGGUAUCGACCGUCUGUUAGACCCUGAAGAUGUGAACACCCCAAACCCUGACAAGAAAUCUAUAAUGAUGUACGUGAUGUGUCUGUUCCAAUCGUUGCCAACCCCUGACACACAGCCACUGACGGAGGCAGCGCUAGCAGCUAACAACGAGAGCGCGGGUGUAGGGUCGCGUCCGGUGUCAUGCGCGACCACUUGCUCCGUGGAGCUUGGUGCGUACGGCGCAGCGCUCGAGGACGCGCUCGCCGCCUUGUUGGACGGCGAAGAGCGGCUCGCGGCCGGCACGGACGAGCCGAGCGACGCGCCCGCCGAGCGGCUCGCCGAGCUUAAAGAGCGCUUCCAUACCCACGAGAAAUUCCUGUUGGAUCUUUCGGAGCAGCAGUGGCGGGUAGGCGCAGUGCUAGAGGAAGGUGCUAGACUCAUCCGAGACGCGGCGCUCACUAAAGAUGAGGCUAACGAGGUGCGACUGCAGAUGCGAUUGCUCAACUCCCGCUGGGAGGAGCUACGAGUGCGCGCUAUGGAGAGACAGAGUGAACUGCACGCCAAGCUGAUGAAAGCUCAGCAUACGCAUCUAGAUAACUUCCGUGAAUGGCUUACAAAGACUGAAGACCGCAUGUCGCGUAUGGAAACAGCGCAACAAAGUGCGGGCGAGGCGCUUGAAGCGGCGCAGCAGUUGCACGCAGAAUUACGAACACAACAACCGCUUGUCGACGCGCUCGCAGACUGCGUCGUUGUCGUCGACGAUGAAAUGGAACACGAUACAAGUGUGACCGAGAUAGAGGACCAGCUCCGUGCGUUGGGCGAGCGUUGGUCGCACGCGUGCCAGUGGAUCGUGCAGCGGUUGCAGCGCUUGCAAGGGCUUCAAGCGCUGCACGAGCGAGGCGCGCAGCUGAAGAGCGACGCAGAUACGCUGGAGACCGAACUUAAACAGAUGGAAACGUAUCCGGUCAGUGAGAUUGGCGAAGUACUAGAGCGUAUCAGUCAACUACAGCGCUGCAAGCAUUCAAUAAGCGUGCAACGUUCAGCCAUAGCAGAGCACUUGCAGCGGCUGCCAGCGCUUGAGGAGGCUUCGUUCAGUGAGGCGGCGGAGGAGCUCAAUGAUCGACUGGACGCGCUUGAGAUGAUACUCUUGGUGCAAGUUGAUAGGAUUAAGGAAUUAGGAUUCGAGGUUGACAUGAACUCGGACGCACAGUCGGACACAUCGACCGUCACCACAACGUUGACGCUACACGCCAGUAAGAAGCCGCGGCUCAGCGCUCCGGACUUCCAGGUCGGGUACAAGGUGUUCGAGGACUGGGCGGACAACACUGAGCGAGUGCUGCAAGAGUGCAUGAACAAAUUGGAAAGUUCUGGAAGGAGUGAAGAGUUGAUACAGGUAGUCCAGAGAGUUCAGAAAGAGAGUUCGUCCCAGGCGACGGACUUUGCGCACGUCGAGGAGAUACAACGACGACUGGGGGCGCAGCGAGAACUUGCAGAAGAGGCCAAAAUGCACGCAGAUAAUAUAGACAAACUGAAACGGCGCUGGGAGGGAAUCCAGAAGUCCCUACUCGACAUACGAAACAUGAUGAAUCUUCUAGAAGAUAAAGAGAAUUUCUACAAAAACCUUGAAGUGAUUCAGAACGAGAUCAACGAAAAACACGCGUGGAAGGAUAAAAUGUUGACAGACAGACCGACAAACAACCAGCUGAUACAUCUGAGGAAUAAAAUCCGAUCGAUGCGACAGUAUGAGGUUAGAUUGAAGGAGUUGAAUGCUCAGUCGAUAAUUCUACUGACGAAGGCGUUGCCCAAGUCGCAUAAGGACGAGAUCGAAGCCGAUACGAAACGAAUUAACGAUGCUUUUGAUGAGUUGUUCACUCAUCUUAGCAAGAGAGAAGUGGAAAUAAAAUUGGCGCUAAAUAAGAAGCCACUGGAAUAUCACGAGGACGAGUACAGCAACGUGAAGCGCCGGAUAGAGGAGAUGCAGAGCGGGCUGAUAUCCGAGCACGCUAUGCUCUCCACCAGCGACGUGGUGGAGAAGAAAUUGGCUGAGCUGUAUAAGAUGAAGAGCGACUUCGACGGUCUUCAAACAUCGUACGACAACGCAAUAAGAGACCGCAAGCAAAACUACGAGAGAGGCAGCGUUGAGGAGUUGAAUAUGAGGAGCAGCGUAGAGAACCUCGUUACCAGAUUCCACGACUCCAGAGCUAUCUUGGCACAGAAAAUAAGCAAGCUGGAAAAAGGAAAGGAAUUGUUGGAAUCGUUCGAAAGCAAGAUGAGAGAAGUGAAUAAAUACGUGGAAAGAGUGGAGGAAUUUGUAAAGAGUCACACGGCAUUGCCCCACGGUGACGUCACGGAGCUGGAGAAACUGGUGAUUGAGAGCAACAACCUUGACGAGGCGAAAAAGAAUUACAAAACCGAAAUCGAAACAAUCGUACGCAUAAGAGACGAGAUACUCGAAGACUGCGACGACGCGCUCGCUAAAACCAUCAAAAACGACGUGAAAGACCUGCAAAAGAGGUUCGAAAUAACGAACGAAUCGUUCAAACUGAACGAGAGUUUGCGUCGUUCCUUGGAAAAGAGCGAGAACGUUUUUAGACGGAUCGCAGAAAUUGAAAAGUGGCUGGAAGUAAUAGAGAAUGAGAUACCUAAGGAAGACGAAUGUGCUAUCCGUGAUUCCGGUGAGCUGUAUCAGAUGAAGACCAGAUUUCAAACGCUUAAAGACAAGUGUGAUGAAAAGACGACGGAGUUCAGGAGUUUGAAUGAAGCUGGUAACGACAUUCUGCUAGCGGCGGAGCAGGGAGCCGGUGGAGUGGCCCGAAGAUUGACACACCUCAACGCACUGUGGACCAGAGUGACACACUGCAUUUAUGAGAGAUACAAGGUGCUGGCUGAAGCGUGGCACGAGUCAGGAGAGCUGCGAGCGUGGCUGGCGACACACGCCGCCUGGCUCGACGGGCUCCAGCGACGUGUGCGGGCCUCGCUCGACCGGCGCGCCGACGCCGAGGAGAUCGCUGACCAGCUCUAUGACUUGGAGAACUACAUGGCCAACUACAGCACAGAGCGUGUGGAGCGAAUCGAGGCCAUCGGGCGACAGCUGAUCGAGGCGCACAUUAUGCCGCAGUGGAUCCAGGCUGAGAUUGACAACAUCGCGCACAGGUUCAACGACCUCAACGAACAGGCGCAGGGUCGUAUUCGCGAGCUGGAAGCAGCCGCCAAGGAGGCCGCUCGCUCGGAGGUCUACAUCGACAACAUCCACCAGUGGAUACUGCAGCUGAAGACACGGGAACGAAGUAGGGACCUUCCAGACGAAAAACAGUUAACAUCCGAGUGGGAGAGUCAGAGAGCAGUUCUGCGUACAGUUGAGGAGCAGGUGAAGAGCUAUCGAUCUGGCGGCAACCAGGAGGCAGCGGACAGACUCGGCGAGCAGCUGCAACUGGCUGAGCGCAAACUUGAUGAGGUGAGAGAGCAAUACCUGACUAAAAGAGAUGCCGGCAACGAGCAGCAACAAGACCAGUCGGAGCAACGUAUUGAGAUUCGUUUGCAACGCGCGCAUGACUCAUUGCUAGAGGUACAAAAGGAGUCGUCCCAGUUGGCGCUACUGGAUGCAGAACCAGACACUGUGCGCGCUCAUCUGAGAAGAUGCCUGAGAUUCUACCGUACGCUCAGUGAAAUAAAAUCCGAAGUAGAAUCUAUAAUAAAAUCAGGCAGAAAAAUGGUAGAGGAGAAAACUGUGCCGGAACCGCAAGAGUUUUCGAAAAAAAUAGACUCUUUGAAGGAAUUAUACAACAAACUCGGUGCACAUGUUACUGAAUCUAAGAGCAGACUUGAAACAGCGCUGCUGACAGCCCGAGAAAUUCAAAACGAUCUACAGUCCCUUAUGUCAUGGCUGCAAGGCUUGGGUAAUGUCGGUAAACAAACCCUGGAACUAGAAAUGUCACGCAUGGAAGCCAUCAAAGAUAAGCUGAAUGCGAAUUACGUCGAGUUCUCCAAGAUCUGUGAACCAAUGUACCUCGGGAAUCUCCGGGAACAGAUAGAUAAUAUAAAUGAAAGAUGGGAACAUUUGAAACGACACGGUCUAGGGAAGAAAGAAACAGAGUUAGAAGUGCUGCAGAGAUACUUAAAUGAUAUUGAUCAAGAGUUAGAAAGCCCUGAAACUAUGACUGUGGCAAAACUUAGGUUGCUCAAAACUGAGGUUCGAGCGAAAGCCAGCGAGGUCGACGCGAUGGAUAAUAAGGCACUAACUAAACAGUGGGAAAGAAUUGUUGAGAAGAUAACUGCCAAAGAGUCUAAUAACAACGCUGUUGUUGUUGAAUAUGAGAGUGUAACUGAUACAAUUAAGAGGCGUCUAGAGAGUCCCGUGAAUUCUCCAGAUACAGAAAAACCUGAGUUUAAAAAGUCCAAAAUACCACUAGCGUUAAAGAGCCCCAUGCCUAUUAAAAAAGAAAUUAAAGAAGGAGGCAUUCGAAGCAGGGGAUCUUCCUUGGAACGUCGAAAGAAGAAAGGGGACAGCCCUAUGUCGGAUAGUGUGACAAGUACAAUGUCGGUUGAUUCAAUUGAAGACUCAGCUUCCUUGCUAGGUUCAUUACCGUCAACUCCAGGGACACCUAGAAAAGACAGUAGCACUUUUAAUUUGUUAAAAGAUAGUGAUUUGUUUACUCAAAUUUCUAAAAAUAAAAUAGUACCGAAGACGGUGAAUCAUGAACAGGAAGUAUUGAGGAAAGAUUCGUGCCAAGUUGUUGCGGUAAAAGAACAUGAAAUAAUGAAAUCUAGAGUAAGUCCAACUGAACCAAUGGAAAUAUAUCCUUCUGAUACAGUUGAAACACUUGUCGAGUUCAUUCCACAAACUGUUGAAACUGUUGAAAUUUUCGAUGACACUGAAGAUGAAUCUGCAGAUGAUUCGGAGGGUGAUGAAUCUAUGUAUGACGACGAUUGCGACAGUAAGCGUUCUUCGAUUGACUUGGGAACUGAGCCCAAAACAUUUGUGGUUCAAGUAAAAACCCUUGACGCGAGAAUGAAACCAACACUUGGUAUCCUUAAACAUAGAAACGCCCCAGAAGAAAAGAAAAAAAAGGUGACAGUAGUUGAUAUUCCCGACUUAAUACCCACGAACGAUCUUAGUGACAACGAUGUAUCUAUGAAAACUCCACCGCCAACGCCAUUGGGUGACUCGGAAGUCUUAGAAUGUCCUCUAUUGUACGAUUUAGCGGUUCGACAAAAAUACGCUCAAAAAAGUUUAUUGAGGGAUGAAGUUAAUGAAUAUUUAAUUUUGGAUGAAGUACCGAAAGACCAAGCAUCUUUGCCGGAACCGUCUGCAACGGAAACUCUAGCAAGCGAUUCGAUUGAGGCAAUUCGAGACGAAAUUCCAUUAAAAAAGACUGGUGUUAGUAUAAGCGGUUCUGCUAUUGACCGGAUUCGUAGAAGGUCAAGUGGAAGUGGAACCGAGGAUGAGGUUAUAUAUUCCGAAGUAGAUGACAAGCCUCAGGUGCGGGUAUCAGCAUCGGACUUCGAUGAUAAAAAACCAACAGCCACAUCAACGCCGAUUAAGGACGAGAAGUCUAAGAAACAAGUGCAAGUUGUGGCGAUGUCUCCAAAACCUAACCAAGAAGUUGAUGACAAUCGAGACGAAGUUGUUCCGAAAUUAAAGUUAACUAUGAGUCCUCUUUUAUCAACUAAAUCUUAUAUACCUAUUAGUAAGGAAAAGAAACUUCAUAAUGAGAAAUAUCAGAGGACUGAUGAUAAUUCUCAGGUGUCAGAAAACAAUGAGCCCCCGGAAUCUCCAGACGCAUCUUCAACGAUCCGUUCACGUUUCGGUUCCGCUUGCGAUACUGAAGUGGAACAAUUUGAGAUUGCAGCGCAGAAGAUGGCUAGAAGGCUACACGUUAUGUUGCUGACAUUAGGUGGUGUUGCUAGUGAGCGAGAUCCUGCUAAGAGGUUGGAGAUACUUAAAAACCAACUAGGAGCUAUAGCCCCCGAUGCGGCUGCACUGAUAUCUCGCGGCGACAGCCUCGUAUACGCAAAACAUAAGGAAAACCCACAAAUGGCGGAAUACCUUCAAACCCAUUUCCAAGACAAGCUCCGUAAUAAAUGGUCUAUGGUCAUGUCCGAGAUUGAAUCCAAGCGAAACGCAGCCAUCAAGGCUGAAGAUGACGUCAAAGAGUUGACAGGCCUGAUCGAGAAGCUCCAGAAAUGGGUGAAGGAGUAUAAGAGUGGAGAUGUAGUUGACGGGGAGAAUGAUUGUGAGAGAAUACAGGAGUUGGUGAGGGAGUUGAAAGCCCAGAGAGUUGCGUAUCCGGAGCGGGCGGCCGCGGAUGUUUGUACGGCGUUCAAUUGCGUGCGCGAUGCGUACGACGCGGCACUACCGAAGAAAGAUAAGAAAGGAAAGGAUACUGAAGGCAACGAAGCAGUAACACGUAUAAAUCGUGCCCGCGAAGCAGUAGCGAGUGUAAUGACCGCGUUGCGCUCCCAUCCACUUAAUGGACGCGAUUACGACGACUUUCCCAUGCAAGAAGACGCUUUGUCACGGAUAAAGUCGUCAAUGUCAGAAGCCGGUGUCGCGGUGGAAGAAGCGGAGAACUCGCGACGUCGCGCCAGUUCCGAGCGAGUGAAGCGUGUAGCUGACAAGCUGAGAGACGAGUGGAGCAGCUUACAAACAGCGUACGCGGACAGACACCAGAGAUGGAGUUCGUGCCAGACAAAUUGGGCGGCGCUAUACGCUGCGCUAGAGCGAGAUGGCGAGAGCCUCGACUCGUUAGAGGGAGACAUCGAUACGAUGGACAAACAGGAUGUAAAGCUCUUGAACGAGUUCCAAGAGAAGUUGUCGGAAGUGGAACGCAAUGUUCGAGACACCGUAAAUGCGGGCGCGGCCGUAGUGCGUGCGUGCGGAGGAGCUCUAGCCCGUGACGUGCUCGAACAGUUGGACGCGCUUAGAGACAGACUCGCUGCACUUACAGACAGGGUGCGGCAGUUUGAGCGCGUGGCGGCGGCAGAACGUGCCUUGGCCAACGUGCGUGAGUUGCUUCUGACGACGGCUGCCAACCCAUCCGACAGAACCAGUCUCGCCGUGCGCCUCACGCUGGUCACUGCUCGCGAAGAGGAGUUGAGUGCUAGUGCAAGAGACGCGGAAGAGCUGCUUCGUGGCCAGACAAAGAACGCCGACUACAUCAAGAACAUACGCGACGAGCUGCAACAGGCUCAGGCAAGUUUAUCCGCCCACGGAGAGUACGUGCGAAGUAAGUUAGCUGCGCUGAGCAAGUACACGAGCCGACUGGAAGAGGCCUUAUCCUGGGCGAUGGAGACCAGGGCGCGUCUGGCCUUGCCCUCGGCCUUGUCAACGACCACUGACUUUGUUUCACCGGUGAAAGAGAAGGAGACGGAGAUACGCGAAGUGAUAGAGAACUACAACAACAUUGAGCGAGAAUGCGUCGCCGCGAAGCAGACGGUGUCGCCAGAGGUGCGCGAGCGAGUACUGAAGUUGAAGGAGGACUGGGGCUUCAUAAGGAACGCCUGCGAGAGAGAGACGAGCAGAGCGUCACCGGUUAAGAGAGAAGAGGACAGAAAAUCGGAGAGUCCAGUCACGGAGUGGGGCGCGCGGGCGAGUUCGCGGCGCCGCUCGUCGCAGAACUCCCCCGCGGCGCUGAUCGCGAACUUCGACACCAGCGUGCUGCAGAUUCGUGACUGGGUGUCGGUCGAGGUGGACAUGCUGCGGGCUCAGCCGGUCGUCGUAGGCGACGUCGAUGAAAUACUGCAACAGCUGGACAAGCAGAAGGGUGUGUUACGUGAGCUAGAACAAAAGAAACCCCAGUUGGAUGAACUGCUGCAGACUGCUGAGAGCCUUAAAGGAACCGAGAAUCGACAGCAGCUUCAUGGAAAAGCUACAUCCGGAUUUCCGGUUUCAAAGACAAGCGCUCACUUUUUAUACUUGCGAUCACUACUUAAAGUCACAGCGUUACGGGAGCACUGGGAUGAAGCGAACGCUCGCGUGCUUCAACGUAAGGCACAGCUGGAUGCCAUGUUGGGAGACUCUCAGCGGUACGAGGCGAGGCGCAGAGAUGCAGACGCCUGGCUCUCUCGGAUGGAGAGCAGACUGGCCACGAUGACAGCACCCGGACACACCGCCGAUGUGCUCGAAAUGCAACUGCGUGAACAGAAGUCGUUCCAUGCGGAGGUACACCAAUACAAGCAUCAGGUGGAACUGUUUGGCCAGCUGACUCAGCGGUUAAUAGCUGUGUACCGCAACGAUGACACGACGAGAAUCAAACGGGCGACCGAAGCAAUAAACCAUCGAUAUAAUGAACUAAAUAAUAGUAUUAUUGCACGAGGCAAAGCACUUCAUUCAGCAGUUUCAUCGCUGCAAAACUUUGAUCGUUCAUUGGAGAAAUUCGUCGCAUGGCUGAGUGAAGCGGAAUCGUUGCUGGAUGCGGCUGAAAGGGAUCCACAUCUACUCAAGGAUCUCCAAUCCGAGAUCGAAACGCAUCGAGAUGUGUACGCCUCUCUCACUGGUACCGGCAGGCGGCUGCUGGGAUCCCUGUCGUCACAGGAAGAUGCUGUCAUGCUGCAGAGGAGACUGGAUGAGAUGAACCAAAGAUGGCACCAUCUCAAAGCAAAGAGCAUGGCGAUCAGAAACAGGCUAGAAAGCAACGCAGAACACUGGUCAGCUCUCCUGCUCUCUCUUAGGGAGCUCACCGAAUGGGUGAUAAGGAAGGACACAGAACUGAAUGCCCUAGCGCCGCCCAGGGGAGAUCUUACUGCAUUGACAAAACAACAAGAUGACCAUAGAGCGUUUAGAAGACAGUUGGAAGACAAGCGCCCUGUAGUGGAGAGUAACCUUCUGAGCGGAAGACAAUACGUCGCCAAUGAACCACCACUCUCGGAUACCAGCGAUACAGAACCGAGCCGUGAAAGCGAAGGUGACUCUCGAGGAUAUCGUUCUGCUGAGGAGCAGGCUCGAGAACUGGCCAGGUCGAUACGCCGGGAGGUUGCAAAGUUGGCCGACAAGUGGAAUUCCCUGGUCGACCGCAGCGACGCCUGGGGGAGAUGCCUGGAUGAUACUGUACAGCGAGUUCGCAGCUUCACGACAGCGCUCGAUGACUUGACAUCCCGAGUGCAGGCUGCAGAGGCUGCGAGGGCCACAUGGCGAGCCCCCGGAGACGCAAGAGAUGCGCGUGCGCAACUGGACGCGGUGUCCCGUGCGCGUGCGCAGGUACCGCCCCUCAGGAGGCAGGUGGACGAGCUGCGCGGGCAAGCGCAGGCGAUGACGCGGGAUAACGUGCAGCUGCCCGAACAUGUUGUUGCUAGAUUGGAUGACCUGAAUUCAAGGAUAACGGCAUUGAAUUCUGGUGGUGAGGAGCGAGCGCGGCAGCUGGCAGGAGUGGCUCGUGAUGGCGGCGCUGGUGCUGCCCAGAGUUUCCUGGCAGGGUCGGUCCGUCCACCCUGGGAGAGAGCAGUGACACCUGCUAACGUUCCAUAUUAUAUCAACCACGAGUUGGAGACCACACAUUGGGACCAUCCUAAAAUGAUCGAACUAAUGAAUUCCUUGGCUGACCUGAACGAGGUGCGCUUCUCAGCGUACAGAACUGCACUGAAGCUAAGGACAGUGCAAAAAGCCUUGUGUAUGCAUAUGUUACAACUACCCGCAACUCUGGAAGCGUUCGAUUGCCACGGCCUGCGCGCGCAGAAUGACAGACUCAUCGACAUUCCAGACAUGAUCACAGUGCUGACGUCUCUAUACGAGGUGAUUGCUGCGGAGAAUCCAAGUCUAGUAAACGUUCCUCUUUGCCUGGAUCUGUCGAUUAACUGGUUGCUCAACGUGUACGACAGCCAGCGGACCGGGCAGAUCCGGGUAUUGAGCUUCAAGGUCGGCCUGGUGUUGCUGUGUAAAGGGCAUUUGGAGGAGAAGUAUAGGUAUUUAUUCCGUCUGAUAGCAGACCCAUCUUGCCGAGCUGACCAAAGGAAGUUGGGUCUCUUGCUGCACGAUUGUAUACAGGUGCCCCGACAGUUGGGCGAAGUGGCUGCUUUCGGUGGUUCAAACAUCGAGCCUUCUGUGAGGAGUUGCUUCGAACAAGCCUCAGUUGCUACCAAAGAAGGGAACAAAGGAAGCACCCUCGAUAGGAAGAUAGUGGAAAAAGAGAAAGAAAAAGAAGAUAAGGAGAAGACGCUAGAGCGGGACGCAGACGGACAGCUUCAGUACAUCGAGGCGUUCCACUUCCUCCAGUGGUUGCAGAAGGAACCGCAAUCCAUGGUUUGGUUGCCGGUCUUACAUAGACUGGCUGCAGCGGAGACAGCUAAGCAUCAGGCCAAGUGUAAUAUAUGCAAGGAGUAUCCCAUUGUUGGAUUUAGGUACCGCUGCUUGAAAUGUUUCAACUUCGAUAUGUGCCAGAAAUGCUUCUUUAGCGGCAGGAAGGCGAAGAACCACAAGUUGACACAUCCCAUGCAGGAAUACUGUACUGCGACAACAUCCGGUGAAGAUGUGCGUGACUUCACGAGAGCUCUUCGCAACAAGUUCAAAUCCGCCAGAUACUUCAAGAAGCAUCCCAGGGUCGGCUAUCUGCCCGUCCAGACUGUUUUAGAAGGUGACGCCCUAGAGUCUCCGGCGCCUUCUCCACAGCACGGUGCAACAACCACAGCAGACGAUAUGCACUCCCGUCUGGAGCUGUAUGCGUCCCGGUUGGCUCAGGUGGAGCUCGGAAACCGCGCCGGCGAUACUCCAGACAGUGAUGAGGAACACCAACUGAUAGCACAAUACUGUGCUUCUCUGAACGGCGGCGGAGUGGAUGGAGAGGGCGAGGAAGCCCCCCGCUCCCCCGUGCAGGUCGUCUCCAUCAUUCACCGCGAGCAGAGGCAUGAGCUGGAGGCUAUGAUCAGAGAACUGGAAGAAGAGAAUGCUAGUCUGCAGGCCGAGUACGAACGUCUGAAGGCGAAGCAGACGCCAGGUUCCACGCCAGAGGAACAACUUUCUGUUAACGAGAGCAGGAACGCUCCAGUUGAUCAGGAUAUGAUGGCGGAGGCUCGUCUAUUGCGCCAACACAAGGGUCGUCUGGAAGCUCGCAUGCAAAUUCUGGAGGAACAUAAUAGACAACUAGAAGCUCAGCUGCAAAGACUUCGUAGCCUGCUUGAUGAGCCAAGCCAAGGCUCACCAGCUGGUCGCACGGGAACUCUCCAGACCCGUUCGGUAACAGCGUCCCAGCUCGCAACAGACUCUCCGGCUAAGAUGCACAACGGAUUGUAUCAUGAUGGACAUACCAAUGGCGGACGCAGCGAGAGGGAGCGCCAGGGGGAGCGCCCCCCGCCGCCGCCGCACGUGAUACACUCUCUCAUGCACUGCGCAGAUGACCUUGGUAAAGCUGUAGAAGAAUUGGUGUCUGUAAUGACUGAGGAUCAACACAACUCCAACGCACCUCCACAAUACACAAACGGGAAACCCGAAGAAAAGCAUUAGUCUCCCAUAUCGAAUAAAACGAGCUAUGGUGCUGGCAUCAGUCCGCCUCGAAACCGGCACUUUUUUCCGUUAUGGCAACACAGUUGGGCUUUGGACCAAAGAUGCUUAACCUCUUCAUAUCCCAAAUAUACUCCCACUAAUUUUCGACUCAUCACUAACAAAACCUGCACAAACUAAACCUUAUACAAAAGCUAACUUCAUAUUUCACUUACGAACCGAACGCACUUGACUUCAUGUGCACGGGAAUUCGAUCCUUAUCGGAUUGAACCCAUGUGUCGAUCAGUGUCUACGCUCGGUCGAUGAGAGAUGGUUCGUUAAAACGAUAAUCGUAUGCAACGCUUAUUGUAUAAAUAAGGGUAUUUUGUUGCAGUACGUAUCGUGAAUGAGUCAUUGUUUCUUUAUUUCUUUUUCUAAUAACCAACAGGGUUGCCAGAGCGAUACAACGAAAAAGACAUUCUUUAAGCAUUUAUACUUAUUUUAAAAAGCGUACCAAUUAUAUAUUAUCAUAUCUUGGUAUUAUUAAUCUAUUAAGUACAUAUCCAUUAGUACAAUCUCCAUUGUAUGUCAUAUCACUUGUAAAUGCCAUAUCAUUUUGCUGUUAUAACGUUAUAACGUGAAACGAAACGCAAACAUCGAUUUGGCGGGAAAUUUUCUAAUUUCGAAUGCUAAUUCGACAUAUUAUGAGCUAAGCUUUAAUAUAAUCACAAUUUAGCUUUAAAUAACCUGAUUUUGAGAUAUUUUAAAGGAAAACCCAUGAGGUUGCAGGUAUAAGCCGGCGUUCUAGUGGUAUUGUUAAAUCCAGUUUCAACGUACAAUAUUAUGCCGUCUUGAAUGGCAGUAGUUAUUGAAUUCGUUAAAAGUUUUUGCAGUAGUUUUAGAUGUAGCCAAAUAAAUAUGGGGCAUGUUAAUGCGCGCAUAUGUUAUCGUAUAUUUAAAAAUGUAUUUAGAUGAUGAUAUGUUAAUCCAAAUUAUGAACUAGAAGAUUCCUUUUCUGUGAUUGACAUCAGUAGGAAAGUCUUCGUAGAUAUCAGAAUAUGUAACCGAAUCCUUUCUUCUAACGAUAUACCUUCCUAGAUUGAGACCUGUAUCUCAAAUUAUUGUAUUCAGACUUUUGUAACGUGUGUAGCUAUGUUAAGAUGGCGCCUACCUUUUAGAUAAGAUUAUAUUAUUGGAGAGAUGACUUUUAUACGAAUGUUAAGUGACUGUUGAAAUAAUUUUACAAUUAGGACUUCCGAUGGAACUUAACGUCUUCAUUUUGUAAUAACUUAUAACAUUUGAUCAUGUCACAGAGAAUACUAAUUGUAUUUUAAUAUUCUUUAUAGGUGAACUGGUAGCGAUUUUUUUUUAAAUAUUUAUUACGGCCAUUUGGGUGUAAGCUAAUCUAAAAAUAAGCUACAUUAUUACUAAGUUAAUUAUUAUUAUAUUAAAAUAAAACUGAAAAUCAUCAAUAACAUUAACUAUUUGCAUACGUUUUACAUUAUUUCAUUCAUUUGUCUUUCUAAUGUCUUCAGCAAAUUUGUCGUGUGACGAAAUGAUAAUUCGAUUAUUUGAGAAUAUUUAUAUUUAGGUCCAGACACAAGAGAAUCGCUACCAUUUUCAAUUUUAGUUAAUUUUUUAUGAUUUAUUGCGCCAAAUAAAUCAGACUCAUUGUUUCUUAGCAACUUAUUUUUUGUUUAACUUUACGAAAUUUUAGUAUUUUAUUUUUGGCUAAUAUUUACUUAGGUUUUAAGAAAACGAAAAGCACAAUUUAUUAUUAUGUAUGUUAAAAUGAAGAAUAUAAUAAAAUUUACACUAAUAUUAUAUUGUUAAUAAUUUUAUUUGUUUAACAUAGGUUUAUUAAUUUUUCGAAUCUAAUGUUAUAUAACAUUUGGCAUGUAUUUACUUAAAAUAUCUUUCGUAAUUAUUUGUAUAUUAAUAUACUGUGUUUAUCAUUUUUAGAAGUUAAAUCCAAAUAAACAUUCUGCAUAGAGA
Molecule: messenger RNA, 14243 nt
Organism: Leptidea sinapis
Lineage: Eukaryota; Metazoa; Arthropoda; Insecta; Lepidoptera; Pieridae
Product: dystrophin, isoforms A/C/F/G/H
Exons: 68
Coding region: 165-12272 (4035 amino acids)
Biological process (GO): synaptic signaling
Cellular component (GO): plasma membrane
Molecular function (GO): zinc ion binding; protein binding
Source: RefSeq, a predicted model, not a curated record